CAGCGGGGCCCGCGGCGAGGCCGGGGGUCAGAGCCGCACCCCAGCGGACGCGGGGGGCUGCGCGUUGCUAAGUGCCGCGCUGAGCCCGGCGCGGGCGAGCAGGGGCGGCGCGCGGAGAGCGCGUGGGAACGCGGAGCGCGUGGGAACGCGGGGCGCGCAGGGCGCGGGGCGCGCGGGGCAGGCGGCAGAGGGAGCGCGGCUUGGCGCCUGCUGCAGCGGCCGCACCCUCGCGCGGCCGGCCCGGCUGCACGAUGGAGGACUCCCGGGAGACGUCGCCGUCCUCCACCAACUCGUCGCAAGAGCUCAGCUCCGCCCUGCAGCUGUCCAAGGGCAUGUCCAUCUUCCUGGACAUACUGAGGCGAGCAGACAAAAAUGAUGAUGGAAAAUUGUCCUUUGAGGAAUUCAAAGCAUAUUUUGCGGAUGGUGUUCUAAGUGGAGAAGAAUUACACGAGCUCUUCCACACCAUUGAUACUCACAAUACCAACAAUCUUGACACAGAAGAGCUGUGUGAAUAUUUUUCUCAGCACCUGGGAGAAUAUGAAAAUGUGCUAGCAGCACUUGAAGACCUGAAUCUUUCCAUCCUGAAGGCAAUGGGAAAAACAAAAAAAGGCUACCAAGAGGCAUCCAAUUUGGAGCAAUUUGUAACUCGGUUUUUGCUGAAGGAAACCUUGAAUCAGCUGCAGUCUCUUCAGACUUCACUGGAAUGUGCCAUGGAGACAACAGAGGAGCAAACCCGUCAGGAAAGGCAAGGGCCCACGAAGCCGGAAGUCCUGUCGAUUCAGUGGCCUGGGAAGCGGUCAAGCCGCCGAGUUCAGAGACACAACAGCUUCUCCCCCAACAGCCCGCAGUUCACUGUUGGCGGGCCAGGCUUGCUAGAGGAAGAUAACCAAUGGAUGACCCAGAUAAACAGACUCCAGAAAUUAAUUGACAGGCUGGAAAAAAAGGAUCUCAAACUUGAACCGCUAGAAGAAGAAGUUAUUGAUGGAAAUACCAAAUCUCACAUCAUGCUUGUGCAGCGUCAGAUGUCCGUGAUCGAAGAGGACUUGGAAGAAUUCCAGCUUGCUCUCAAGCACUACGUGGAGAGCGCGUCCUCGCAGAGGGGCUGCCUGCGUAUUUCUACACAGAAGCUUUCGAAUGAAUCGCGCUACAUGAUUUAUGAGUUCUGGGAGAAUAGUAGUGUAUGGAAUAGCCACCUUCAGACAAAUUAUAGCAAGACAUUUCAAAGAAGUAACGUGGAUUUCUUGGAAACUCCAGAACUCAUAUCUACUAUGCUGGUUCCCGCUUCAUGGUGGAUCCUAAACAACAAUUAGAUGCCCUCCCACACAUUUCCCUAUGGUUUUAAGUGCAAGAUGCGUAUUUAAAGUGUUGCUGGUCUCUGUUGUUAUUAGUAUACUCUGUACUUUGCUUUACUAUACUUAAAGGUGUGCAUUCUUCUAAAAUGUCUUCAAUAACUUUAUUCUUUGUGAAUUUUAGCUCAGUUUUCCAAGUUCACUAGUCUCACUAUUUGCUGAUGUUUUGUUGCAUUGUAACCUGAAACCAUGUAAUGGAAAAAUCCUAAAAUGUGAGAAAAGUUUACACAUAAUGAAGCAAAAUUGUGAAAAAUAAAUUCUGUUGAAGAAAAAUAGAUAAAAUAAGCAAAUACUACUUCAUAGAACAGCUUGUGUAGAUUUGUCAUAAAGGUUAAAUCAGUGUAUUGUGAUUUUCAAAGUAGUUUUCUGUGAGUGAAGUUUAUUCCUAAAUAAUGCUAUUCCUUCAUUUUCAAUUCAUUACCCUAAGACCACUUACAUUGUAUCACUUAAAAAGUUAAUAUAUAAGCAUAAAGCAACCUUAAUUAUGAUCUAUAGAAUCAAUCAGGUUAUAAACUGGUAUUUUACAAGUGAACAAUUAAUUCUGAGGCAAUCGGUGUUCAAAUAGUAAUAUGCACAAAUAAUUCUAUCACAGCGUUUUCUGUACACACGUUAAACCAUCAAAAAAGAAGAGAAUUUUAAAUUUUAAAUUUGAAUCUGAUUCAACUUUCAUGGCAUAUGAUUUAGGUCUGUAAUCAAGAGGCCUAUCUUUAAAAAAAACAUGCAUUUACAUUUAAAUAAGGAUUUCAGAUAUUUUUAAAACAAAGUUUCAACAUAAAUGAACAAAGACGCACAAGCAUUUUAGUAAUAAAGCACUAAGGGAAAUAUGAGAGAAGACAUUCUGCUUUUCCAUUUCAACUUUAGAAUGACUUCACUAGAAUUUAAUUAUGUACCUUAUAUACUCUCCAUCCUACAUGCUUAUAAAUUAAAUAUUUUAAUUAAAAUGUUUGAUAAUAAAUGCUGCUAAUGAAAUGCAUGUAGAAAAUUGUUAGCAUGUUGUUCUCUAGUAUGAAUUUCAUUAAAACUCUAGGUCUUCCAGAAAAAAGCUACAAGUUAAAUUUUCUUGUGUGGGGAGUUUCUUGCUUUGUUUUCACUAUGGAAAACUCAGAAAAAAAAAAAGCAAGAUUGAAAACUUGCGUUUGUUUUGGGGCCAUACCCAAUGCUCAGGAGUUACUCCUGGUCCUGCAUUCAAUAAUUACUCCUGGCAGUGCUUGGAU
Messenger RNA from Sorex araneus (European shrew), 2563 nucleotides. It is a transcript of the gene NECAB1, whose product is annotated as N-terminal EF-hand calcium binding protein 1. Lineage: Eukaryota; Metazoa; Chordata; Mammalia; Eulipotyphla; Soricidae. Bases 252 to 1310 code for a protein of 352 amino acids. Gene Ontology annotation, cellular component: cytoplasm. Gene Ontology annotation, biological process: regulation of amyloid precursor protein biosynthetic process. The transcript has 13 exons. Gene Ontology annotation, molecular function: calcium ion binding. The record is from RefSeq and is a predicted model, not a curated record.